Chaetomium strumarium is the source of this 1941-nucleotide messenger RNA. RefSeq lists its product as uncharacterized. The record is from RefSeq and is a predicted model, not a curated record. Gene Ontology annotation, molecular function: zinc ion binding; 5-methyltetrahydropteroyltriglutamate-homocysteine S-methyltransferase activity. Lineage: Eukaryota; Fungi; Ascomycota; Sordariomycetes; Sordariales; Chaetomiaceae. The transcript has 2 exons. The coding region runs from base 454 to 1659 and encodes 401 amino acids.
CAAACACGCCAACCCACCAGAGCUGCUCCAGGGACUAGAAAAUCCGCGGUGCCAUGCGGAGCAACAAUGGAGCCUGACCCGUCGGAUGCUGACGAUUACUUUGGCUGAAUAACCAAUGCCGAAUGGCCGCCGGCCGCUGACUGGUUGGAAACCCGCGCGCGCGACCAGGGCGCUAGGGGUCCUAGGGCGAUGGGUUUCGCCUCCUUUGGAUACUCCUUACGGAGACGAAAAAUUGGAGGAUGGGGGAAAUGGAGAAAAAGGAACCCCGCUUCCGCCAUCGUGUCGUCCUUACUUAUUUAACCUCUCUUCGAUCUUCAAAUCCUGCUCGUUCCGCCUACCAGCUGAACUCUUCGCCAUUCAACUUCUCUCAAGAGCGAUCCUGACCUGAAGAGAGAGGAGAGUUCCUACAGUACACUUCUGCGGCUCACAAGACUCCACUGCUCCGUCGCGACUAUGCCGCCAUUCCGCGCCGAGCACAUGGGCUCCCUCCUGCGGCCCCAGCGGCUGCUCGAGGUGAGGGAGACCAUCCGUGAGAAGGGCGUUAGCCCCGAGGAGGCGGGCCUCCCGGCAGUGGAGGAAGAGGCCGUCGGGCAUGUGGUCAAGCUGCAGCAGGAUCUGGGCUUGAAGGCCGUCACCAGCGGCGAGUAUAACCGCACGCGCUUCUGGGGUCUCAUGUGGGACGAGUUCGAAGGGACCAUCCGGCUCCAGGAUGCCGACGCCUCGCUGUUCCGCCUGUACCACCCGGACGUCGUGUCCCUCAUCGAGCCGGAGCGCAAGGUCAUGCCGGGCGACUCGGUCAUUGCGGGAUCCAAGCUCAAGCACAGCCCCGAGAAGUCGCAGUCCAACCUCCACGAGCUUCGCCUGGUGCAGAAGUUUGUGCCGCAGAGCGAGUGGCCCAACAUCAAGCUUACCAUGAUCACGCCAGCGUGGUUCCACAUGAGGUAUAAGCAGGGCCGUGCCUACACCAAGGAGGCCUACGCGAACGACGCCGAGUACUUCAAGGAUGUCGCCAGGGUGUACCAGGCCGAGCUGGAUCAGCUCUACAAGGCCGGCCUGAGGAAUGUCCAGUUUGACGACCCUGGUCUUGCCUACUUCUGCUCCGACAAGUUCCGCCAGGGUUGGGCCGAGGACAAGGAUAACAUUGGCACGGUCGAUGAUCUGCUGGAUGCGUACAUUGAGCUGUACAACGACUGCAUCAGCAAGUUGCCCGCCGACUUCCACACCGGCGUGCACCUCUGCCGUGGGAACUUCAUCGGUGGCAGGUUCUUCGCCGAGGGCGGCUACGACGUGAUUGCGCAGAAGCUCUUCACCAACCUCAAGGUCAACACCUUCUAUCUUGAGUACGACACUGAGCGGGCGGGCGGGUUCGAGCCGCUCAAGUUCCUCCCCAAGGACAAGUACGUGGUGAUUGGAGCGGUGUCGACCAAGCUGCGGGAGCUGGAAGACAAGGAGGAGAUCAAGCGGCGGAUCUACCAGGCGGCGGACUUUGUGGCCGAGGGCAGCGGCCAGACCCGCGAGGAGGCGCUCAAGCGCAUCGCGGUCAGCCCGCAGUGCGGGUUCAGCACGCAUGAGAGCGGCUACCCGCUGACCGAGGAGGACGAGAAGAAGAAGCUGGCGCUCAUCCGGCAAAUCGCCGAUGAGAUCUGGGGUGAGCCAUGAGCGGGGCGGGAAGAGGAAAACUUCUGGAGGUACGCAAUGAAUCGAGCAUGCGCUGGACGGGUUGGUCUGGCCGAGAUGACCUAGGUGUUUUAUGACUUCAACAGCAAAGGCAAAAAGGGGGGCCAAUGCGGGAGUUGAUUGGGAAGGCAUGAAGGCCGGUUCUGGAUAUCAACUUCCAACCGCCAGAGGAAUCGCCAUGGGACUAUGGAAAUAUAACAACCUGUCACGGCCGUUGCGUUAGUGACGUGCAAUAUACCUUGCUUCUCUGUCUGGAGGCGUGCC